AUGGAUGUCGCCGAGGCACUACGUGAGCGAUGCACCUGUCGUGCCUUCUUGCCGCGCGCGGUCUCCGUGGAGCUCUUGGAGCGACUGCUGGAGACGGCCAAUCGGGCACCCUCCGGGGGGAACACGCAGCCGUGGCACCUUUAUGUUCUCACUGGGAAGCAUCUCCAAGCUCUAACGGAAGCGGUGAUGAAGCACUUCGGCUCCGGGACCAUGAGCCCGUUGGAGUACAAGGUGUAUCCGAGCAAAGGAGAUCUUCCGGACGACCUUCACAAGGCCUACAUGAGCCGCCGCAUCAAGGUGGCGCAGGACAUGUGGGAUCUCAUGGGAGUGCAGCGUGAAGACCAGGCGGCCCGCGCCAAGGCGUUGGUGGAGAACUUCCGCUUUUGGGGAGCGCCAGUGGGCAUGGUCGUGACGGUGGAUCGUGGGGGUGAUAAGAAUGCUUGGGGCCACACGGGCAUGUUCCUGCAAAGCUUGGCCCUGCUGGCAGUGCAAUAUGGCCUCGCGACUGCUAUGCUCGAAGCCUGGGGCAACUUGGGCAGCUGCGUCUACGAUACACUGAACAUUGCGAUGGAUAGGGAAGUGGUGUGGUGCGGAGUGGCGUUGGGAUACGCUGAUCCAGGCUCCAAGCUCAGCACUAUGCCCACAGAGCGACGGCCUCUUGGAGAGCUCUGCCGUUUCCAGGGCUUUGACGCUUGGCCUUGCCGUUUCCAGGCUUCACACAUCAGUGAUUUUGAUGGAUGUUCCACCAGUGGUUUGUUGGCGCAUCCCGACCGGCAGGUCGUGGAGUUUGUUCUGGACGCCCGCUAUGGCGAUGAUGAGGCAGUCCAGGAAGCACUGAAGGCUGGUGUGGAGGCCUCCUUGAAUGGUCAUCUCGAAGUGGUGAAGGCCCUGGUUGCCACUAAAGCCAAUCCCAACGUUUGCAAUGAGUUCGGGAAGAGGCCUUUCGAUGAAGCUUUCAGCAAGAGCUACUCUGAGAUUUGCGAGGCUUUGGCUUCGGUGACCCAGUUCGAGGAGCCGGAGGCCAAUGACAAGGAGCCGCUGCUGAUGAGAGGCGGUGGAACACCAGAGGAGAGCCCCGUGAUCGUGAGCAUUGGCAACCCGGUCUUGGAAAUCACGGCCAAAGUUCCACAGGAGACCCUGGACAAAUAUGGUUUGCAGCACGGGGAGGCACUAUCUGGAGACGAGCAGAAGGACAUGAAGCACGACCAACUUUUGCAGGAACUGGAGAAGAUGGAGCAGGCCAAAUAUGUGGCGGGUGGAGCCACACAAAACUCGAUCCGGGUGGCUCAGUGGAUGCUGCAGGAGGCGAAGAUGACUGCGGACCUCGGCUGCGUGGGAGACGAUGCUUAUGGUCGCCGCCUCACUGAGGUAUGUCAGCAAGAGGGUGUGGUCACCAGGUACAUGGUCGAUCCAGCUCGCACCAGCACUUGUGCAGUGGCCAUUGUGGACAAGAAGCGAACGUCUGUGGCCCGGCCUGGAGCCCAUGAGCACUACAAGGUGAGUCAUUUGAAGGAGCCAGAGAACUUCAAUCUUUUGAAGUCUGCCAAAAUUGUCUACUGUUCUGGUUCUCUUCUCCCCGUCUCCGUCGAGUCCGUGGAGCUGGCCUCGAAGGUCACUGAGAUGAGCAAGAGCACCUACUGCCUCAACUUAGCACUCGUCCAAAUGCCCAGCCAUAGGGCUGUGUUGGAAAAAGCGCUGCCCUACUGUGACGUUCUGUUUGGCAAUCAGACAGAAGCGAGAGCCUAUGCUGAAGCAGCCGGCUGGGAGACGCAAGACGUGGACUUCAUAGCGACCCGUUUGUCCUUGGUGCCCAUGGCCACCAAGCCGCCACGCCAAGUCGUGAUCACUCAAGGUGCCGAGCCCAUCGUGGUGGCCGUGCGCGGUGUGAUCUCGCGGCAUGAGGUGGUCCCGCUGUCCGAAGAGCAGAUUGUGGACAGCUAUGGUGCCGGGGACGCCUUCGUGGGCGGCUUCUUGGCAGCGAUGGCACGGAAGCAUUCCAUCGCUGCAUGUUGCCAGGCUGGCAGCUAUGCAGCUGCCACAGUGAUGCAGCAUUGGGGCUGCACAUUUCCAGCCAAACCGGAAUAUUGCCUUUGA
This is a messenger RNA of Durusdinium trenchii, 2094 nucleotides long. NCBI's taxonomy places the organism in Eukaryota, Dinophyceae, Suessiales, Symbiodiniaceae. The record is from the annotation of a GenBank genome assembly.